Messenger RNA from Lasiosphaeria miniovina, 471 nucleotides. RefSeq lists its product as uncharacterized. Lineage: Eukaryota; Fungi; Ascomycota; Sordariomycetes; Sordariales; Lasiosphaeriaceae. Bases 1 to 471 code for a protein of 156 amino acids. The record is from RefSeq and is a predicted model, not a curated record. The transcript has 2 exons.
AUGUCCCACAUUCCCGACAAUCGCACGCUCGCCGACGCCAAGAAGCAGAAGCAUGUCGACGUGCCGCCCGACCUGGUGGACCUGCACUGCUUCACCGAGACAGGCGGCGUGCUCACGACGACCAUGCUUGACGUGCCGGCGUACCGCGUCGUGCGGGUUCUGGGCGCCGUGUACGGGCUGACGGUGCGGUCGCGCAACUGGGCUGCCGGGAUCGGCAUGGUUCUCAAGAGCAUCGCCGGCGGCGAGCUGCGUUGGUUCACCAACUUGCUCUACAACGCCCGCAACGACGCCAUCAGCCGCCUCGUGGCCGAGGCCCAGAGCCGCGGCGGCAACGCCAUCAUCGGGCUGCGCUUCGACGCCGGCGAGCACGGCGGCUUCGCCCAGGUCUGCGCGUACGGCACCGCCGCCUACAUUGAAAAGCUCGAGGGCGGCUCCGAGACGCACCCGCAGCUGCUGGGCAAGACUGCGUGA